AUGGACAAUAGUAAAAUUUCAUCAGACGAUUCGAUGACUUCACAUGAUACACCUCCAUUUUUAUCUCACAUGUAUAUUGAUAAAAAGAUUCAUUCAUUCAAUAGUAAAUUUAAUUACUUAAAACCAUAUUUAUCGAAAGGUUCCAGAGGAUCUUUACCUUAUACACUUAAUAUACCUGAGUCUAUACCAGAGGUUUCUGUUUCACCACGUCGUCAUUCCGUAUCAUUCAAUCUAGUUGACAGUCAUUCACAAAAUUCUUCGCAUCAUCAACGUUCAAGUUCAUCAUUACUGGACGAUAUCAUAAUUGAACCCAUUGAAUUUGAAAGAUGUUUAUCUCCUUUAAGGGCAUGUGAUUUAGCUGCACCAUGUAGUAAUACAUUCGAAGAAGUUCUGAAAACACUUAAACAAGACAACCGCGAUGAUCGUUAUAGCAAUGAUGAAUUUAUUGGUUAA
This is a messenger RNA of Schistosoma margrebowiei, 453 nucleotides long. The record is from the annotation of a GenBank genome assembly. NCBI's taxonomy places the organism in Eukaryota, Metazoa, Platyhelminthes, Trematoda, Strigeidida, Schistosomatidae.